AACAUGCAGACUCACAUGAAAGCAGUCGUUACUCAAGGCGCUCACAAGGCUGGCUUGGUGACAGACAGACCAAUCCCUAAACUGCGUGAUGAUUACAUGCUGGUCAAAGUCGUCACGGUUGCCCUCAACCCUACCGACUGGAAACACAUCGACUUCCUACCUAGUGAAGGGUGUAUCGUUGGCUGCGACUUUGCCGGCACUGUGGAAAAGGUUGGUCCCAACGUGACAAAAUUCACCAAGGGCGAUAGGGUACUGGGUCUCGUCCACGGCUGCAACGCGAUCGAGCCCGAGGACGGCGCGUUUGGCGAGUAUAUCGUGGCAAAAGGCGACGGGCAGAUCAAGAUCCCCGAGGGCAUGAGCUGGGAGGACGCCUGCACCGUGGGUGUCGGAUUCACCACCAUCGGCCAGAGUCUGUAUCAGAAUCUGCGACUCCCAUUCCCCGGCCAGCCGCGGAGUGCGAACACCCCCGGGACGAUCUUGAUCUAUGGUGGAUCAACCGCGACCGGCACGUUGGCGAUCCAGUGCGCCAAGUUAUCCGGGAUGGAGAUCAUCACGACAUGCUCAGCGAACAACUUCGACACGGUCAAGGCCCUCGGUGCGGAUGUGGUGUUUGACUACAACAAGCCCGAUGCGGCGGCGGAGAUCCGCAAGUUCACCAACGACAACUUGAAGCUGUGCUUCGACACGGUGUCGAUGGCUGCUACUGCGAAAUUCUGCGCCGAGGCUUUGACCAGCAAGACCGGCGGGCAGUAUCACGCGCUGCAGGAGCAAAAGUGUCCCCGGCGCAACGUUAAAUCGACCGUCUCGAUGGCGUACACCAGCGUGGGCGAGGCCUACCUGUGGGGGCCGCAGAAGAUGCCAGCGAGACCCAAUGACUUUAGGCAUCAUGUGGUGUGGCGGGCGAUUUUCCACGACCUGCUGCACGAGGGAAAGAUCAAGACACAUGCGGUGUCAAAGCAGCCGUAUGGGCUGAAGGGGGUGUUGAAUGGACUGGAAAUGCUGCGGGAGAACAAAGUACGGGGCCAGAAGUUGGUGUAUAGGGUGGAGGAGACACCGCAUCAGUUUUAGUCAACACUAGAGAUUCAUUUGUUACAAGAUCUGUAUGAAUCCAGUCAAGCUGCUUAUAUCGAUAUUAUUCAUUGUUGAGCAGAGAAAUGUUAAGUGAUCGUCC
Aspergillus wentii DTO 134E9 is the source of this 1171-nucleotide messenger RNA. RefSeq names its product zinc-binding alcohol dehydrogenase family protein. The transcript has 2 exons. Gene Ontology annotation, molecular function: oxidoreductase activity, acting on NAD(P)H. The record is from RefSeq and is a predicted model, not a curated record. Lineage: Eukaryota; Fungi; Ascomycota; Eurotiomycetes; Eurotiales; Aspergillaceae. Bases 4 to 1068 code for a protein of 354 amino acids.